CAAACGUAGCCUUUCCGCCAGCAUCUGACAUACACAAGGCAGCCCGAGCAGCGCCAUCCUUCUGCUGCGUCUGCUGCAUACGCUAGCCCUGCCUCUAUAAGCAGCAAAGAUGGCUCUUAUAGGCAUCUCUCUACUCGUUGCCUCAGUUGUCUACGUCGUCAUCCGCCCUCCCACAUGGCUUCCUCGACGCCUCUCGACGUGGUUCUCCAGACUCAUCGCCGGCAGCGCUGAUCGAUCUGCAUCGAGUAGCAGAGAUUCAAACAUCCCAACAAUAGCAGAACCAUCUGCGCACGAUGACGAUGGUGUCCCAGCUGUUGCGCCGUCGACGCCGCCAGCUAAACCGAGCCAGCAGAUGGCAACGCCAGCCGUCCCCGAUAUCGAACUCAUGCCUCCUCCCCCUCGACCAUCACCGAUACAACCGCCCACUCCUACAAUAGAAGAAUCUGAAUCACCUACAACACCAAAGGCAUUAAAGGCCCCCGCAUCCGCCAUGCCUCCUCCUAGCUUCACAAUAUCGUCGGAUAAGCCAUCGGCUUCCAUGCUCCCGCCUCCCCGGCCACACCCACAACCACCUGCGUCUGCAUCUUCGUCGAUGAUGCCUCCUCCUCCUCCGAAGCCUCCUACGCUUGCACAGUUCCCAGCUGUCAACUCAGCGCAGCGUGCUCGUGGUCCAGCUCCAAACCGCGGUCCAUCGGGUGGUCUUGUGCCUGCGGGCCUCGCACCACCACCGACACACUCUUCCAAGCCGAACAAGCCGAGCCGACAAGUUACACUGGAUCCGGGACACUCGCCGCUAGACUGGGCACGCAUCUCCGGUCCCAAUGCCGACCUCCGCGGCCUCGACCCGUCGUCGCCGUAUCUUCGUGUCACACCAUCCAUGCUUAAAGUCAUGACGGGGCGCAAGGGCAAAGACGCCUGGAUGGCUCUCAACGGCAAGGUGUACAAUGUUACGCCCUACGCUGCGUUCCACCCGGGUGGUAUCCCCGAACUGAUGCGUGGUGCUGGCCGUGACGGAACCCAACUUUUUGGCGAAGUGCAUCCCUGGGUCAACUAUGAAACGAUGCUUACGGCCUGCUUGGUUGGCUUGUUAGUCGACGAGCCUACUGAUGCCAACGUACUCAGCGAGAUUGAUCAGAUGGACUAGUUGAUGAUGAAGAACAACAAGAUGAGUUAGGAUAUAGAAACACUGUGUGCUUGUAACAGUCAGUGUAUUUGCAUUUGAUGGAGUUUUACUUUUGUUUUAGAUUGCGGUCACUAGAGUCAUACAGGU
This is a messenger RNA of [Torrubiella] hemipterigena, 1270 nucleotides long. NCBI's taxonomy places the organism in Eukaryota, Fungi, Ascomycota, Sordariomycetes, Hypocreales, Clavicipitaceae. The record is from the annotation of a GenBank genome assembly.